AUGUCACUUCUCGUACCAAAUGAAUUAUCUCUCCAAUCAAAAGCCGCAUACCUUCGCACUCUUCCGUCAAUUCGUGAACGCUGCACUCGUGUCUUUGAGCUUGCUCAACAGGGCAAGUUAGAGUAUUUUGAUUAUCAUGAGGGAAAAGAAAAGGACGUGGUCGAGUAUUGUGGAAGCAUAAUUGCUCGCGAUUUCGGGACGGAUUACAGUAGAAUCCCACCCCACGGCCGCUGGCGCCACUUUGACCUCGGACUCAACCGUGUCGAACGUCUCCUAAACAAAUGGACAACUGAACUCGGUACGGGUGAAAAUGCGAAGAAAGAAAGCAGUAAACGGCUCGUGGACUUGUUCGUCGUUUCUGUGCUGUUGGAUGCUGGCGCUGGGAAAGAUUGGGUUUAUCACGAGAAGAAUACUGAAGGGAAAUACAGCAGAUCGGAAGGAUUGGCGAUAUGCAGUUUGCAUAUGUUUGAGGAUGGACUGUUUUCUGGAGAGGAUGGACAAAAAUGUAGAGUCGAUGCAACUGGCCUUUCAAAAAUAACUACCACCUCCGUCGCUCAACACAUGCAAGUCUCUGAGACAAACCCCAUUGUCGGACUCGAAGGACGCACUUCUCUGCUCCGUAAUCUCAGUACCGCGCUGAAAUCGAGCCCAGAGUUUUUCGGAGAGGAAGGGAGACCGGGAAAUAUGCUUGACUUCCUCGAAAGGGAAUCCAGAAUUACCGAGUCCGGCACCCGUCUCGUCCCACUCGCUGCACUUUGGAACGUUCUCAUCGACGGAUUGAACCCGAUUUGGCCCGCGUCUAGAACGAAACUCGGUGGAGUAUCAUUAGGUGAUGUCUGGCCUUGCGAAGCCCUAAAAUCAACAUCGUUCAGCGAAGGCGAUGAUCUCGUCCCGUUCCAUAAACUAACUCAGUGGUUGACAUACAGUCUCGUCGAAGCGAUCACGCAUACGAUGAAGUGGGAGUUUGUUGGACUGGAAGAUAUGACAGGGCUUCCGGAAUAUCGAAAUGGUGGUCUCCUCAUUGACCUCGGCGUCCUCACACUCAAACCAAAUGCUCUCCCCAUUGACGAAACAUCUGGUCUACCUAAAGCAGCUCCAGACGACCCAGCGGUGGUGGAAUGGCGGGCGAUGACGGUUGUGAUGCUUGACCGCAUAGCCACCGCUCUCCGCACCUCUCUCAACCUCUCUGCCUCCGAUCUAUCUCUUGCCCAGGUUCUAGAAUCUGCGACGUGGAAAGGCGGGAGGGAGAUUGCUCAGACAAAGAGAGGCGAGAAGGGAGGAGGCCCACCGUUGGAAUUGGUCAGUGAUGGGACUGUUUUUUGA
Lentinula edodes (shiitake mushroom) is the source of this 1323-nucleotide messenger RNA. RefSeq names its product DUF1688-domain-containing protein. The transcript has 7 exons. The record is from RefSeq and is a predicted model, not a curated record. Lineage: Eukaryota; Fungi; Basidiomycota; Agaricomycetes; Agaricales; Omphalotaceae. Bases 1 to 1323 code for a protein of 440 amino acids.